AUGAAAGAACCCGAACGUGGUAGAAGUAUUCCAUUUCAAUAUUCUCUUUUUCAGAUUCCUCUUCAACCAUUAUCUAAUAGCCUCGAUUCUUCUGUUUAUAAUACUUUUGAACAAGACAAACCAAAAUAUUUGCAAUACCAAAAAGCAAUCAAAACGGCUUUAGAAGACCUUUUAUUACAAAAUUUUGAAAAUAUUAUUUUAAUUGUUUUGGGUGCUGGAAGAGGGCCUUUAGUGAAUGCUUCUCUUUCAGCUAUAGCUGAAGCUAGAAAAACUUUUAAAUAUCAAAAGGAAUUUUCUGUUAAAAUUUAUGCUGUGGAGAAAAAUCCAAAUGCUGUAAUUUCUUUACAAUAUUGCAAUGAGGAAAGAUGGAAGAAUUCUGUUUCCAUAAUUCAAAGUGAUAUGCGUUCCCUAACUUCAUUUUUAGAAUCAAAAGAAAUUGAAAAUCCAGAUAUUAUUAUUAGUGAAUUAUUGGGAUCUUUUGGAGAUAAUGAACUUUGCCCUGAAUGUUUGGAUGGAGUUAAUAAUAUUUUAAAAGAAAAUACUAUUUGUAUACCUUCUUCGUAUAGAAAUUUUUUGAGUAAGGGAUUUUUUAUUUUGGUUAUUUUAUUUUUUUGUAGCACCAGUUCAAUCUUUACGUUUACAUCAAAAUAUUAG
Molecule: messenger RNA, 654 nt
Organism: Meloidogyne enterolobii
Lineage: Eukaryota; Metazoa; Nematoda; Chromadorea; Rhabditida; Meloidogynidae
Source: the annotation of a GenBank genome assembly